Messenger RNA from Pipistrellus nathusii (Nathusius's pipistrelle), 441 nucleotides. NCBI's taxonomy places the organism in Eukaryota, Metazoa, Chordata, Mammalia, Chiroptera, Vespertilionidae. The record is from the annotation of a GenBank genome assembly.
AUGGCCUCCUCGGUGCGGCCCGCCGUCCUGGCUGCCACUGUGCUGGUGCUGUUCCUGCUGCUGUGUGUGGGCCCACGCGCCACGCGUGGAAAUACACUCAAGCUGAUGCUUCAGAAGCGGGAAGCGUCCGCUCCAAAGAAAACCGACGUGGCUGUGGCUGAGAGCACGGCUAAAAGCUUCCUAGGCAGCCUGAGGCGCCAGCGCCGGCAGCUGUGGGACCGGACCCGGCCGGAGGUGCAGCAGUGGUACCAGCAGUUCCUCUACAUGGGCUUCGACGAGGCGAAAUUUGAAGACGAUGUCUCCUAUUGGCAGAGCAGAGGCCGGAACGGACACGACUACUACGAUGACCACCACCGUCACUACGAUGAAGACGCCGCCAUCGGUCCCCGGAGCCCCGACAGCUUCCGGCACGGAGCCAGCGUCAACUACGACGACUACUAA